CUUUUGGUUAGAAUAAAGGUCUCUUUGGUAGUUGAGGAGUUAAGGAAAAGAUAAUCUUAUGUGAGACAAUGUGAAGCAUCAGAGGGCUUUAACAGGAGUCUGAGCUAAUGAGAUUAGGUAGCCCCAGCCAUUUCACUGUAGUUUAGGACCUCCUUUUGUAAUCCCUGGGAUUACCUUUCUACAUUCUCUAUCAUUUGCUGCUCCGUUGAAUUCAAGGAAGCUUCCUCUUUUCCAACAUUUCAGCAUUUAUUUGGUGUAAUGAUAAAGAUCAUUAUCGAGAUUGAGUUUUCACUGUAAGAUAAAAUAUGGGUUGGGGUAGAAGCAGUUAUUAAAAACUGAACAGCAUCUUAGUUCUGGAGAUAAACUAUAAGAAGACAGAUCCCGAAGAGUAAAAAUCAACAUGCACCCUUCAAGACUUCUGUGGAUUUAACUUUGGCAACUUCUCCGAAAAACAAAAUCACAAUGCCUCUCCAGAAUGUAAAAGUGGCUGAUGAAGGAAGUGUGAACUUUCAGAAAGUGAAAGAAGAAUGCAUAACUGCAGUAGAAUCCCUCCACAAGGUGGUAGCUUGUUAUAGGCACUUGGCCCUAACCAUUGGAGGCUCAUCAGAUAGCAUUCACCUCCGCGAUGAGUUGAGGAGAACUCGAGAAAGGGCCCAAGAAUUGGCAGUAUGUAACAGGAACAAAUUGACUACAGCCCUUCGAGACAAAAAGCUCUCAAAAAAAGAGCGCGAGGAGCUAGAACGCUUGUGGGUUGAGUUCUCCAGCUGCCUUGAGCUUUUUCACAACGACAUGUGCAAGGUGUAUGAGUUGGGAUUGGCUGUACCUCAUUCAGCAACAAAUAAGCCUGCCAUCCAGACUGGCUCUACAGGAGACACUUCCGCUAUAGCCUCAAGGGCACUGAAUGUCCAGAACAUCAAUUACAGCGAUUCACCAGCGAACAAAGCGAGUCGGGAGUACAAAGAAAUAGAGGAGGAAAUUCUGAAAGUGGAUAAUAUGAUCACUGACAUGGAGAUGAAAGUUAAUGUUUUAAGAUGGACUGUAGAAGCUAACACACGCAUUAAUGAUGAGCUUAAAAGCACCCAUGAUUCAUCAUCAGUGGUUCUGCUUUCAGAGGAAGAAAGCAAUAGUAAGGGCUGUUGCAGUGAUGGACAGUUAAUUGUGUCCUUGCUUUUUUGUGGAACAGCCCUCGUAGCUAUUACUCUCUAUUCUAUUCUGUAAAGGAAUUUAAAUGUAAAUGUUUUACCAACAAAAACAUCAGAAUAUGAGGCCAUGAAAUAUUAGUUACAGCAAUUUCUUAGGUCUAAUCUAAUAAUAAAAUAUACAGGCCUAUCUAUACAGAUUGUACCUCUGCCUAAUAUGUUGUAUAUUACAGCAACUUUGGAUAUUUUUUUAAAAAUUGUGAGUGUGCCACCAGUUGGCCAUCACAGCAUUAGAGUAAGAGGAACCACUCACACAGCUGGCCUAUCAACACAUCCUGUAUCCAAGCAUUUACCAUACUUGUCUAGCAUAUAAUUUAUAGAUAGAAAUGCCGAAAGUGGCAUCUGGAUAAGUAGUUUAAUUAAUUGGCUUUGCAUUGCUAAAUCAGCCAGGAAUAUUUGUUAUAUAAAAAAAACGGUCUGCCCGUGUUUUUUAAAUACACUGGUCACAUAAAAUACCCUUGGUAACAUAGGUAUUUGUAAGUUUGAUAUAAAGCAUUUAUGAACAGUUGCAUAUAUUAAAAUGGUUGGUUCCAGACAGAGCUGCCUUCAGAAAUUAUGGAACCCCAUAUACCAGCCUGUCCAUGCACAUUAUACCCCAAUCCACCCAACCCCCUUCAAAGCAGUUUGGGUCCCUGAUAGGACUCUUGCCAUUCACCUCCAUCCCUCUACUGUGGUUAAAACAAAAAUGAUUUAAAUAUUUGUUAUUGAAGCAACAUAAUUGAUCAGUAGGUGGUUCAUCUAUGCUCGGCCUUUGAACACAGGUAUGGGACCUGUUAUCCAGAAUGCUGGACAUGGGGUUUCCUGGAUAAGGGAUCUUUCUGUAAUUUGGAUCUCCAUAACUAAGUCUGCUAACAAUCAUUUACCUUUUGUAUAAACCCAACAGGAUUGCUUUGCCUCCAGUAAAAAUUAAUUAUAUCUUAGUUGGGAUCAAGUACAAGGUACUGUUUUAUUAUUACAGAGAAAAAGGGAUCAUUUUUAAAUAUUAUAAUUAUUUGCUUAUAAUGGAGUCUGUGGGAGAUGACAGGUUGCACCCCAGCAAUCAGCUGCCAAAAUUCCAAACUAAAGAAAUGCAAAAUAAAAACAAAAAUCAUGGCAAAGAAUGUCAUCAAAGUUAUGCCACUGGCUCACUUUGCUACAUUACCAGGUUAAUGAUGUCAAAUUCAAUAUUUUAUCACAUGAAACUUUGCAUCCACUGUACAACAAUUGCUCAAAUAAAAAUGAUUUGGGAAAAAU
Messenger RNA from Xenopus tropicalis (tropical clawed frog), 2432 nucleotides. RefSeq names its product regulator of G-protein signaling 9-binding protein B (gene rgs9bp-c). The record is from RefSeq and is a predicted model, not a curated record. The coding region runs from base 463 to 1218 and encodes 251 amino acids. NCBI's taxonomy places the organism in Eukaryota, Metazoa, Chordata, Amphibia, Anura, Pipidae. The transcript has 3 exons.